This is a messenger RNA of Hemicordylus capensis (graceful crag lizard), 744 nucleotides long. It is a transcript of the gene ASIP, whose product is annotated as agouti signaling protein. Bases 33 to 467 code for a protein of 144 amino acids. Gene Ontology annotation, biological process: hormone-mediated signaling pathway; positive regulation of melanin biosynthetic process; melanosome organization. Gene Ontology annotation, cellular component: extracellular region. NCBI's taxonomy places the organism in Eukaryota, Metazoa, Chordata, Lepidosauria, Squamata, Cordylidae. The record is from RefSeq and is a predicted model, not a curated record. Gene Ontology annotation, molecular function: neuropeptide hormone activity; melanocortin receptor binding. The transcript has 4 exons.
GGGACAUUGUUGCUCUUUACAAAUGCAUCGGAAUGGUGGACCCAUUCAAAAAGACUUCACAGCUGCAAAGAAGAAUGGAAUAUAGGAAUCUUCUCCUUGGCUUCUUUCUCUGCUGUACCUUGGUUACUGCCAGCUAUUCAUACAUGAUAUUUGAAGAAAAGCAGGACACAGCUGUAGUAAACAACAAUAAACUGAAGCUCCCAGAUCUUCCACCUAUCUCUAUAGUUGAUUUGACCAAAACCUCUCUGAAGCUAAGCAGGAAAGAGGCUGAGAAAAAGAAAUCUAUGAAGAAAAAAGCUCAACAAAGAAAGCCUUCCCGACCAAGACCAUCACCUCCUCCUAACUGCGUGGCUACUUGGGCAAGUUGCAAACCACCCUCUCAGCCCUGCUGCGACUUCUGUGCCUUCUGUCACUGCCGACUCUUCCAGACAGUCUGCUACUGUCGAAUGGGAAACCCAAACUGCUAAAGCAAAACCAACAAUGUCACUGGAAGAACUCUGUCUUUCAUUAGACUCCUCAGUGUAUCUUUUAACCCUGUUUGUCUCAUGUGUGUUGCAAAGGAAGCCAAAAGCCUUUGAAGAGAGCUGGCUGCAGGCUUUGGCUCCCUCCAAAAAGGAAUGAAUUAUGGGAUAUCUCUCACUGAGUUAACACUGUCAUAAACAAGACAGUCACUGCCAUAACAAGCAUGACAGAAAGUGGGAAGAAGGGAGAGAGAGACUGACAGCCUGAAAAGGUAUUUACAAG